Thrips palmi is the source of this 1887-nucleotide messenger RNA. RefSeq lists its product as uncharacterized. The coding region runs from base 271 to 1593 and encodes 440 amino acids. The transcript has 8 exons. The record is from RefSeq and is a predicted model, not a curated record. NCBI's taxonomy places the organism in Eukaryota, Metazoa, Arthropoda, Insecta, Thysanoptera, Thripidae. Gene Ontology annotation, molecular function: protein binding.
UAAAGUGUGAGGGAGGGUGUAGGGUGUGAGGCAGCUCGUUACAAACACCACCCAUCGGUCCGCAUUGGCAGCUCCUUACAGAAAUUUGAGAGUGCAACGUCUUUUAUAAAAAGGAUUUUAUUGUUUGCAGUAGACUCUGCCGAGACAGCUUUUCGUGACGUGAAAAACCUUUCUCGGUGGAGCUCAAGACUGGAGUCAGUGCUCGGCUGAGGAAACUUGAGAUGUGAAGGCGCCUCUCAUCAAUCAGCACCAGACUCAAGCAUAUCCGUGAUGCCGCGCAUCAAGGAAAAGCGUUCCUCCAAGGCCUCGGCCAAGGCCUUGUCGAAGGCCGCGGCCAGGGCCGCAUCCAAGGCCAGGGCAAGAGGCAGCCCCCCGUUGUUCCCCGGCGAUGAGAGCGAUGAGGAAGACGAGGCUGCCGACGUGAUAGGCGAACUACUUGAACUGUUACUGCCCGAUCCAAAGGAGAGACAGAGAAGAAUAUCAAACAUCAUGACUGAGGGCGGCGACAUGCGUCUCAUGAUCAACGAGUUGGUGAACAAGCGUCGCGACGACAAGGCAGUAAUGCGACUGCUGCAGCGCAUGCAAGAGGUGGGGGGCUGCGACUGCGAGGCGCGGAUGGCCAAGUUCAAGAGCCCCUUCUCCUGGGGCUGGGCGGCCCAGCCCAUGCCUCGCUGCGCCUACAUAGCGGACAAACUGUUCCAGGCGGGCACGGACUGGAACUUGGCCUUCGACAAGCUGAACCUCGCGUACAGCCUCUACACGUGGAGCAAGCGCGCGGAGGGCCGUGCCAAGCUGGUGGAGUGCUACAUGUUGCUGCUGCCAGGCCCCUCCUUCAACCGCGGCUGCCCCAUCGUCAAUGACCACAGGGAAGCUUUGCGCUACUUGCUGGACUCCACCUGGGCGAGCAUGUGCCUGGUGCAACGCAAGCAGCCCUGCACCGGCAUUGACCCUGUGCUGGCGGAGUUCAUCAGCACCAUCAAGCCCUACAACACGCUGCCUCUGGAGCAGAAGGCUGCCGUGCUCGUCAUGGAGGGACGCUUCAGCGACGAUGAAGGCCUGCUGCGGCUGGCGCGCAGGGCCAUCGCGCUGAGCCCGGACGAGGGCGAGUGGAAGCACAUGCUGGGCUGGAAGCUGCAGGGGCAGCGCGUCAAGCAGGGCGGCAGUGUGCCGGGCACCGAGGAGCUGGCCAUGCUGAGGGACGCCGUCCGUCUGCGCCGCAGCCCCGACACCCUCACCAGGCUGGCCAUCUCCCUGGCGGACUGCGGCCCCGCCGGCAGGACCGAGGCCCGGCAGCUGGUGGACCAGGCACUGGCCGAGUACCCGGACAACGCCGCUGUGCUCUCCCAGGCCGCGCACGUCGUCCAGCUCCUGGGCGGGUCUGUCCAGGCCGUGUACAACGAGGUGGAGAACCUCUACACGCGCGCCCUGGCCGUGACAGGGGACUGCGCGCACUUGCGCAUGAAGCUGGGCAUGGUGCUGCAGCAGCGCGGCAAGGCUCGCCAGGCCAAGCAGCAGUUCCAACGGGCAGCUGCCAUCAGUCUCGACGCCGUCGAAGAGUUCAUGAAGGAUGUGCCCUUCCCUUUCGCCAAGUGACCGCGCCGCCCGGCGAGGUCCUCCACUUGUGAUUGACUCCCAUCUAGUCAGGCUCCUUUUCAAGUGAUUGACUCCAUAAACGGUCUUGCAGUGGUUGUCUGCUGCCCGUUGAGGAACAAUUUUUCUUUAUUAUGACAUUAUAGUGAACUAGAGGUCUGUUGUGAUUUUGUUGUCAACAGUGCUAGUAGGUAUUUUUUUUGUAUGUGUGCUUUUUACUACUUGCAACGUUUCCUACAGUUUUCAAAUGUUAACGCUUUUCGGUAUCAAAUGAAAAAUAUCAUGUGUUCUACUCUC